AUGCAACAAUACAUUAAAGAAAUAUUUCAUUUGAGACUCGCAGAGUUAUUAGAUCAUUUAUACUUUCAUGACGCAAAACCUUCCGUAAAUAUAAUGAUAGUGGUUAUAUUUUUGAUGCAAAAAUUAUAUCUCUUGUUUUGGCCUUAAAAUUCUCAGAUAGAGCAUUCAGACGUAUGAAUAGCAAUAUUGUUUAGGAAGUUUACUUAAAUAUCUGUGGAUCACUAUUUUCUUGGAUUACAUUUUAAAAGCCAUUAGAAAUGAUCAACUCUGAAACAAUAAAUAAUCUGAUGAGCAUUUUUUACACAUUUUUGCAUUUGGCCAUGUUUGUAGUUUUCAGCUUUUCGCUCUACAAUUGGUAAAUUGUUUCAAAAAUAUUUACUUUCUAUAUAUCAUAUUAUCAGCUGAUAAUCAUUUAUCACACUGAAAUACAUCACUUAAAGCAAUAGUAUGAUAUAGUAAUAAUUUUUUUGUUGGGUAUUCCACUUUACAUAAACUAUUUGAUUAUAGUUUAUUGCUCUCGCAAUUACUUUAUUAUAUCAUAGCAACACAUGCUAAGAAGAUACUCUGUGUAUAAUUAUUUCAUAGUCGUUAUCGACUUUUUAUAUUUCAUUACACAUUCCCUCUGUUCUGAUUACUGGUCCAAAUAUUUAUUACUGUUAUUAAGUGUUGUAUAUUUUAUUGAUGCAAUCAUUAUGCAACCAUAUUGCAUUAAAAUAAAUGUACUUAUUGUUAAUAUUAAAGCUCAUCUACAUAGGUGCGACAGGAGUUUUGUUAGUAUCAGUAACAGUUAGAAUAAUACUUUGGGAUGAAUCUCUAUAUGCUCAAUUUUAUGGAAUCGCAUUACUAGUCCCUCUCUUUUCCCAUAUUUUCAUGCAAAUUUACUAGAUUAUUUCUGCCAAUGCGAAACAGUAAAGACUUUCAAUCUCUCUCAUCCUAAAUUUGGGUGAGAUUAUUAAUCACAACAUUACAAAUUCUGUUCAAAAAGGUGUUGGAGAUUAUUUGAUAAAAUAGUAUAUAAAUGUAGAAGGAUUGAAUACCCAGAGCAUUCUUUAAUUGCUGGAGUAUUAUAUAAAGAAUUUAGAAAAAAGUGAUUAAUGGGAAGAAAUUUAAUUAUAUAGAAUUCUUCUUAAACAUGAAAUAUAGGGAACCUACUUAUAGAGUCUGUUGGAGACCAAAAGGUACCAAAUCACAAACAAAAAUCAUUCCUUAUUCUUUAAAACAAUAGGGUUCUUAAUUAGUAAGAAGUACGAUCAACAGAUUUAAGAUUUGUAUUCAGGAGAAAGCAAAAGCAGUUAACAUUAUCAUUAUUAAAUUAUUAGAAUUAAAGAAGCAGACAACUUAUUUCAUAACAGUCUAAAUAUAUUCUCGGAAUUACUUGAUUAGAAAAUAUUAAUAUGGAAUUAAUUAUAAAGAGGAUAUGAUAAAAUAGAACACACUGCAAACCAUCUGAUAAACAUUUAUAAGACUCUAAAUAAAUUGAAGAUCAAAAUGAUGUCAAUGAUUUAAUGUGCUGAUAUGGAAUCAAUACUCAAAGUCUAAACUUUAAAAAGAUUUAAUGUCGUAGAGUUACGCUUUUUAUCGCUAUACUUUUCUUUUGUUGCAAAUGAUUACCAGUACACUAAAAUUGUUGAAAUAUACAUUGAGGAUUUGAUAAAACAAGAAAAUAAUUCAUCAAAAUCCUCUAUUUUGAACAUAAAUAUUAUGAACAAUGAUCUAAUUGUUAUUAGUUCUAGUAUCUUAGAAAAAACUGGGCAAAUUGUCAGAGCUAAUGUUGAAGAGAUUAGCAGAUUCUUUGGGUUUGAAGAUAAAAAUAACAAGUAAGAUUUACAAUUUAUUAAUUUAUAUAUGCCAAAAUUUAUUAGUCAAGAUCAUGAUAGAUAUGUUUUUAAAUUUAUUAAUAAAGGCAAUUCAUCCCUAUACAAUAAAGGAAAGCAAGUUUUUUGUAAAGAUUAUGAAGGUUUUAUAUUUCCAAUCAUGUUGAGUUUCUUGCAUAUAAAUGAGAAAUCUUAAGAUUUUAUCUUAACGACUGCUUUACAAAAGGUGAAAUCUAAUUUAGAUUACAUACUUUUUGAUUAAUAUGGAAAAAUCCUAGGGAUUUCAAAAUAUGCCUACUCUAUUUUAAUGAACACUCACACGAAUAAUAGCUCUACCUAAUCUAUUUACUCCUCUAUUGAUCCAUCUAUUUAUGAAUGCUAUAUAUAAUUUUGGAUUCCAAAUAUAGAUUCGUUAAUUCAGAAUUCUAAUUUUGAUCAUGACAACUAUUAAAUUAACAAAGUCAUUGUUGAGAUAUCUACGCUUACUAAUUUUAUGCAAUAUUUAUAUUAUUUUAAGUACUACCAAAGCAUUAAUCCUCAGUAAUCCAAAAAGAUUUCUUAUUUUGAAGAAUUUUUGCAUUUUAUUAAAUAAGAAUUGGGCAAUUAUUAAACUAUGAGUAGUAAGCUUUAAUUUGAAGUCUAAUUUCAAGUUCAUUAAUUACCUACUGAUCAAUUCUAUUAUAUUUGCAGCAUAUCCAGAUAAUAUAAAGAUAUAUAAUCAAUACCCAGCCUUGAUAAAAAGUCAUCAACUUAAAGUUAAUUUUAAAUAAUCUAAUAAUAAGUUAAAAACGUAACUCAUUAGACACAUCCCAAAUUUAUAACAGAAAUAGAAAAACUUACUGAAAUCGGGCCUUAAUCAAAGAGGACGGUUGAAAAUCAAUUGUUAAUACAAGACUCAAAUCAUGAUUAAAAAUAAGAAUUGCUUUUCUCUAAUAUUGAAAGUCAAUAGGUUCUUAACCAAUUAAAUAGUAAUUCUUUAAUUGAAAAAUAAAAAAAAAAACCAGGUAUUUUAGAAUUUGAUGAAUAAAAAAUCUCUUAAUCAAGCAGAUAUUCCAGAAAUUCCAACUUUUAAGUUCUAGAAUAAAUUAGAGAAUAUUAAAAAAAUAAAGAGUUUUGUCUUUCAAUCAAAAAAAUUUGGAUUGUAACGACUUUCUUGUAUUUUAUUAUUUACCUGUUGAUGCUAGUAAUUCUAAUUAUUAUAUCCCAACUCAAUGAUUUGUUGCAGUAUGAUAUCUAACUAGUGAGAAUCCCUGAUAAAUUCAAUCGCCUUUAUUGUUCCUUUGCAACAAUCGGAUAAAUGGAUUUAGAAAGAUCUCUAUUGGCGAAAGAUUAUGGUUAGUAUCUCAAUUAUAGAAUGAUCUAUUAUGGUAGCAGUGUUAGAGAUGAAAUGGAAAACAUGAUGAUAAAUUUAAAAAACAGAUUCUCAAUUUUAGAAAACGAUCAAAGACUGUCAAAUCUUACUGUUAGAAUACUGAAUUAAUUCAGUUAUAUGGAAUACGAAGUAACAAUGAUACAAUUUGAUAUGAUCGCUGAUACAUAUACUGAAUAAUUGUUUGAGCAUAUUAAUCAAGCAUUAAAUUAUUCAGUAUCUACUCAUCAUUUCCUUAUAGAUGAGUAUUACAAACUUCAAUUUAUCAAAGCAAAUUUAAUUAAUUAAAUUACUUCCUCUUAAAAUUUGAUAGAUUAAAUUAUUCUCGAGCUUCAAAUUUCACAAGAGAAUACAAACUCUGUUCUCUAUAUUAUUUUGAGCACCAAACUAUGUUUUGUAUUAGGUUGCAUCAUUUGCUUAACUUAAUUAUGGAAACAACCUUUCAGAAUAGUUUAAUUGUAAAUUCAAUUAUUAAGUCAUCUAUCAGAAUAAUAAAUUAGGACAAGCAUUAGUGCUGCUAAAUAAGCAAAAUAAAUAAUUAAUCAUCCGUAUAGAUGGAAGAGAACCAACUACAUGAAUGAAUGUUAUCAUAAAACUAUUUAAAAGAGGGAUUAAGACAUUUUAAACAGGAUAUAAAAUUUGGCUAAUAAAUAGACAAAAUCAAGUUUACAACUCUUCGAUUAUCAGUUUAGUCAUAUCGGUAUCUAUCUCAAAAAUUUCUUGUAUCUUCUUCUUUUUCUUAGCUUUAUAUUAUCAAGUUUUUUUUAUAUGAAGAAUGGCAUAGAUUCAAGUCAAUCAGAGAUUUAAUUAACUAUCUAAUAUGUCUAAUUCAAAUAAGACUUAGACUCUUUGAUGAUUUUAACUUAAUUAUUGAAAACAAAUUCAAUUUUAUCAGAAAGAGUUCGUGAACUAGGCUUUCUAAACUAAAAUCCAUAUCUUAUGGAUUAAGAGAAAUAUUUUCAUAUUUUGGAAUAAGAAUUUUUGGACAAAUUUUAAUUAAAAUAUGAAAAGGCCUAAGAAGUUAACGAAUAUAUUUUUUAGGACAUUGUAAACUCAAAAAAAAUAUCUGCAACAGAUAAAGAAAUAUUAUAAAUAUUAUAUUAGGAUGAUUUGUGUUCUGUGAUGAAUGAUUAACUUCCUUUCUGCAAUUAUACGAAUGAUCAAUUUUUAUAUUUCCCAGAUUACCCUAAACCCAGAGAAGAGGAUAAUAAUAGGGAGAUAUUUAGGAAUGGAAUUAAUGGAAUAUUUUCUAAGUAAUUAAGUAUAAAUAUAGUAGAUUAAUAGCCAUUUUGAAAUCCUAUUACUAAUUAGAAUUACAAGGUAAAAUAAAUACGGAUAAAACUGAAACCUCAUAUUAUUUAUCAACUUAAGAAUUUAAGCAAUAUAUUUAGGAAUACUUUUUUGACAUUAACAAGGCUGUUGUUAAAUUUUAUGUAACUAUUUUGGAAUCAACAACUAAGAUACUACAAAGUGAUUUUGAAAACACUGUAUUUUAUUAUUUAAUCUUUGGAUUAUCGGUUUUAAUUGUGUAAGGAGCUUUGUAGGUUUCAAAUUUGUCUAAAAUACAACAAUUAGUUUCUGCAAGUAAAUUUACCUUCAUCUUGAUGCCAUUAGAAUGUUUAAAUGAAACCUAAUGUCUGGCUAUUAUCAAACAAAUUGUAAAAUAACAAAAACUAUGA
Paramecium octaurelia is the source of this 4862-nucleotide messenger RNA. The record is from the annotation of a GenBank genome assembly. Lineage: Eukaryota; Ciliophora; Oligohymenophorea; Peniculida; Parameciidae.